AGCCUUGUAUUUGCGGUAAGUGAAAGUCCUGAACAGAGACUCCAACUUGCUUUCAUUCACUCUCUGUUCAAUUUUUUGUUGCUUUCCUCUCUGUACCUCAACGAGGUUCCUCCAAAACUCUCUCUUUCUUCAUGUCUUCUACAUUGUCUUCUUCUUCCUCUCUCCCCUCAAAACCUUAAACUUCACAACUGGGGCAGCACUUAAUCAUCUCUUCAUUCUUCACGUUCUUUAACUUCAUCACAUUGCUAUCAUCACCACAAGACAUUUUUCCCUCCCUUUUUUUUAUCUGUUUGAAUAGAGAAACAUAUACCAAAAGGUGAAAGUCAACAGAAAUUAAGGUUGUCCUGUCCCCGUGGAUAGACUUGUCUUAUGACUUUCACAAUCUCCAUUUUGGUGUGUGAGCAUAACCUCAGAAAGGAGGAGUGUUGAUUGAAAGAAGGAAUACAUUUUGUGACUGUAAUUGAGUGGCUUUGUUUCUGGACAGAGAAAGCUACAUGAAGUUGUGAGUUUUGUCCCAACAAUGAGAGAUGAGAACUCGAAGAAGAGCAAGCUUUUUUGGCCAAAAACAUUGGUCAAGAAGUGGUUUAAUAUCAAGAGCAAAGCUGAGGAUUUUCAGGCAGAUGAUGUUCUCUCCCAAGGGGUUGAUGAAGAGUGUAGUAGCAACUACUCUGAGAGGGAGGCAUGCACCAUCAGGAAAAGCAAAUCAGAGAGAUCAAGCAGAUGGUACUCGGACAGAGUGCGAAGAGGUAAGAAUGACCUUGAUAAAGCUCAGGUUACAGAUGUGUAUAACUAUAGAAUCUUUGUUGCCACUUGGAAUGUAGCAGGGAAGUCACCUCCAAGUUAUUUGAGUCUUGAAGAUUGGCUUCACACCUCUCCACCAGCUGAUAUCUAUGUUCUUGGAUUUCAAGAAAUUGUACCUCUUAAUGCUGGUAAUGUUUUGGGAACAGAAGACAAUGGUCCUGCAAGAAAAUGGCUAGCCCUUAUUAGGAGGACCUUGAACAACCUUCCUGGAACAAGUGGAGGAUGCCACACACCUUCACCCCUCCCUGAUCCUAUUGUAGAGCUAGAUGCUGAUUUUGAGGGAUCAGUGAGGCAGAAGGCAACCUCUUUCUUUCAACGAAGAUCCUUCCAAUCCUUGAGUCGUAGUUUGAGAAUGGAUAAUGAUAUGUUAAUGCAACAAGCUUGCCUUGAUCGUCGUUUCAGUGUCUGUGAUAGAGUGAUAUUUGGUCACAGAGCGAGUGACUAUGACCCCAAUUAUCGAUGGGGUUCCUCAGAUGAAGAAAAUGGCGCUGGUGACUCUCCAAUUACAGCACAGUAUUCACCGAUGUCAUACGGUGGUUGUUUCUCUGCAGAGGAUAGUGACAGACAGACAGGCCACUCAAGAUACUGCUUGGUUGCUAGCAAGCAAAUGGUUGGGGUAUUUCUAACUGUUUGGGUGAAAAGUGAUAUAAGAGAUGAUGUUCACAACAUGAAAGUGUCUUGUGUUGGCCGAGGGUUAAUGGGAUAUCUCGGAAACAAGGUACAUUUGACCAUCUAUUUCAAUAGCAGAGUUUAUAAUGGACUAGGGAAGGAAACAAUUUCAUUGUCUUGGAUUUUCCAGGGAUCAAUAUCAAUUAGUAUGUCAUUGCACCAAACAAGCUUUUGCUUCAUUUGUAGUCAUUUGACUUCUGGACAAAAGGAUGGUGAUGAGUUAAGGAGAAAUUCAGAUGUAAUGGAGAUUCUCAGAAAGACAAGGUUUCCCCCAGUCCACGACAUGGGUGAUGAGAAUUCUCCUCAGACAAUUCUGGAACAUGAUCGAAUAAUUUGGCUGGGGGAUUUAAAUUACCGGAUAGCCCUUUCUUACCGUGCAGCAAAAGCUCUUGUUGAGAUGCAUGAUUGGAAGACUUUGUUAGAGAAUGACCAGCUGUGUAUAGAGCAGAGGCAAGGUAGAAUCUUUGAAGGAUGGAACGAAGGGAAAAUAUAUUUCCCUCCAACGUAUAAGUAUUCAAAUAAUUCAGACCGAUAUGCAGGCGAUGACAGGCGCUCAAAACAAAAGAGAAGAACUCCAGCAUGGUGUGAUCGUAUCUUGUGGUAUGGAAGGGGCCUUCACCAAUUAUCAUAUGUUCGUGGAGAGUCAAGAUUUUCUGAUCAUAGGCCAGUUUAUAGCAUAUUCUUGGCAGAGGUUGAGUCUAUUAGCUGCAACCAAAUAAAGAAAAGCUCCAGUUCCAGGAUUGAUGUAGAAGAGUUGUUUCCAAAUUCACAUGGUUAUGACUACACUGAUUUGCACUACUUUUGAUGAAUGCCAAUAAUCCUUAUUCCAUUAGAUCAACUUGACUAUUUUGAGGGAACAGAAGGUCUACCAAGCAAGAAGUUGAUGGUAGAAAUAUUUCAGAGAUUUCUUGAUAGCAAUGGAUUUGACUAUGUCGUUCUUCCUAAUAAAGUUUCUAGUUGAGAUGUCAUGCAAGCCUUAUCCUAUCCUUGACUUGGGGGCCCCUACACUUUUAGGUGAGCAAAACUGUGAGGAGUUGCCAGCCAAAAUGAUGAUCGAGACAUUUACCCUCACACCCCCAAACAAGCUGCAGAGGUUGUGACCAUGCACUAACUAUAGAUAUUUGCGGCUCACAACCAUAUUGGCAGAAUAAUGGCUACGUGGGGCAAAAUAAACCGCAUCUAUUCUCAUUUCUUGUGAAAGAGAGGUUUUGAAGAUUCUAACUAGGCGUUUGACUUAUUCUUUAGCACAACUGUGAUAAACCAUGGGAAUAUUUGUACCAUCCUACUGUAUGCUUAUAGAAAGCUUUAAUGAAAAUCAUUGAAGCUAACGACUAAAACUACGUUUUUGUUUUUCUCAACAAGUUGCAACGAAAAGGAAAAAGGAACUACACUACUUUCACUGCUUUAUUGGCUUUUAUCAGUAACUCAUUAUUUGUACCCAAUGCUAAACUUCUUUUUCCUUUUGUUUCAUUCUGAUUUAGGCAUGUUUCUUUGAGCAACAUUUGUUCAGUUUCAGUCAAUGUUUAUUCUCAAAGGAAUAAGUUGAAUUCGCAUAAUGUUAACAAGAAUGAUGUUGUCUAAAUAAUUUGUUACACCAAAAACAAAAGCUUGCGGUCCUUCUUGGAUCGUCUGGUUUAGAAUUUUUUGGUGAUAAAUAUCAAAAAAGCUAAUCCCUUAAAGAAUGACAAAAUUAUUUUAGCUAUGUAAGAGAAAAAGGAUGUACGUAGCAAAGUGUACUUUUGCUUGACUAAUUGAUCCUUUCACAGAAGAAAUUUUCUGACCCCAAUAAUGACUCACGUCUAAGUUGUCAAAAUCUAAAAUGUGGACCACCAUCAUGAAUGCAACUUCCACUAACCUUCUUAAUAAAUGCUCAAGUAAACAAGUGUUUUAUAGGACAAAACCACCAAUGAAUCUGAUGCUCA
Vigna umbellata (rice bean) is the source of this 3392-nucleotide messenger RNA. RefSeq names its product type I inositol polyphosphate 5-phosphatase 4-like. Gene Ontology annotation, biological process: phosphatidylinositol dephosphorylation. The record is from RefSeq and is a predicted model, not a curated record. Gene Ontology annotation, molecular function: phosphatidylinositol-3,4,5-trisphosphate 5-phosphatase activity; inositol-polyphosphate 5-phosphatase activity; phosphatidylinositol-4,5-bisphosphate 5-phosphatase activity. NCBI's taxonomy places the organism in Eukaryota, Viridiplantae, Streptophyta, Magnoliopsida, Fabales, Fabaceae.